Messenger RNA from Cajanus cajan (pigeon pea), 1718 nucleotides. RefSeq names its product Rhodanese/Cell cycle control phosphatase superfamily protein. Lineage: Eukaryota; Viridiplantae; Streptophyta; Magnoliopsida; Fabales; Fabaceae. The record is from RefSeq and is a predicted model, not a curated record.
UUCAUUUUCCAUACAAAAAAAGCGAAAUGGAAGCACAUCCAAACGCGGCCUCCAUGCUGAGAAGCAGAACUAUAAUACCUCAUCCUCCACCGUUGCUCGCCCUCACUUCGAGGCUGCCGUCACCGUCACCGUCACCGUCACCGUCAGUCACCGUCUCUGAAUCCGCACUACCCUGUUCUCGGAACCCUAAACCCUCAUUGCUCCGUUUUCCUCUCUUCUCGAAUCCUCACACUCACACUCUUCAAAGCAUGACGCUCUCCAACUGCUUCUCUCACUCCGGGCCCACCGUCCCCAUUCCGGGUCAACCCGAAUCCGAAUUCGAAUCCGAUUCCGAUUCCCCUCACACUCUCGUCGUGGUUUCCUUCUACAAGUUCGCGGAUUUCCAUGAUCACGCCCUUCUACGAAGCCCCUUGAAGCAACUCUGUCAACGCUUGCGUGUUUCAGGUGGAAUUAUUCUUGCGCCUGAAGGGAUCAAUGGCAGCAUAUGUGGGACACGGGAAUCGGUGGAGGAAGUUCUUGCCUUUGUGGAAAGUGAUGAUCGAUUGAAGGGGCUAAGGCGGGUUGAGUCGCCUGUUAGUCCUGAGGAGGAGGCCAUCCAUCAUGGGCAUAGUGCCGCAUCUCCUCUUGCUGCGGGGGAGGAUGCACCCUUUCGAUGGGACCAUGUGAGGGUCAAGUUGAAGAAGGAGAUUGUCACUCUUGGGAUGCCUACCGUGUCACCUAUUGAAAGGGUUGGAAAGUAUGUUGGCCCAGAAGAGUGGAAUUCUUUAAUUAGUGAUCCGGAUACAGUGGUAAUUGAUGUUCGGAAUAACUAUGAAACCAGAAUAGGAAAGUUUAAAGGAGCCGUUGAUCCCUGUACUACGUCAUUUCGUGAAUUCCCAUCUUGGGUGGAGGAGCAUUUUCAGCUUGCAAAAACAGAUGGUGAUGAGCAGCCAAAAGUCAAGGAAAACAAUUCCUUCCAAACUUCUGAAAAAGAAAUGGAGAAUCAAAAACAACAUAUGCCACGUGUUGCAAUGUAUUGCACUGGAGGUAUUCGAUGUGAGAAAGCUACAAGUCUACUUCUUAGCAAAGGUUUCAAAGAGGUUUUUCACCUGGAAGGUGGAAUUCUAAAAUAUCUUGAGGAGGUUCCAGAGACAGAGAGCCUCUGGGAAGGAGAGUGCUUUGUUUUUGACAAACGAGUCUCUGUGGAGCAUGGUUUGGUGCCAGGAAAUUUCAAACUUUGCUAUGGUUGUAAGCAGCCUGUGAGUGAUGCUGACAUGGAAGCCCCAGAAUUUGAAUAUGGAGUCUCUUGUCCUCACUGUUUUUCACUGAAGUCAGAUGAAGAAAAGGAGAGGGCUCGAGCUAGACAGAGGCAAUUUGAGAGGUGGGGAAUCAUAGGUGGCCCUGAUAAGGGUCGCCGGCCAACUCAAGAACCGGAUAGUGCUAGUAGGAAACCAGACCAGCUUUCACGUUCUAUUUAACUAAUCAGACAAGGAAAAUAUAAGAAAACAUCUUCCAUAUCUGUUUUGAACAAAUGUUUGUCUCCCCUUCAGUUCCCCUCCUCUUCUAUGGGUUCGGAGUGCUUGAAACUAGUUGUAGUUUCAUUUGGUGUCUAAAGGUCACCGUUUUUUGACAUUCUGUGUAUUGUAACCAAGAGGAUGCUAGAAAUUUUGUUCUUUGACAUUUUGUUUUAUUGAGUAAAAUGUGAUACCCAUCAAUAGAAAUUUGCUUGUUUAAAGGAA